Messenger RNA from Trichosurus vulpecula (common brushtail), 984 nucleotides. RefSeq names its product very-long-chain enoyl-CoA reductase-like. The transcript has 13 exons. Gene Ontology annotation, molecular function: oxidoreductase activity, acting on the CH-CH group of donors. The coding region runs from base 1 to 972 and encodes 323 amino acids. The record is from RefSeq and is a predicted model, not a curated record. NCBI's taxonomy places the organism in Eukaryota, Metazoa, Chordata, Mammalia, Diprotodontia, Phalangeridae. Gene Ontology annotation, biological process: very long-chain fatty acid biosynthetic process.
AUGGCUAACAGCAAAUUCGGACCCAAGAUGAUGGGGUUCUGUUUUCUCCCUCCCCUGCAGGUGGAAAUCCUUGACUACAAGACAAAGAAGCAACUAUGCUUUCUGGAUAAGGUUGAACCACAUGCCUCAAUUAAUGACAUCAGAUUGAUGUUCCAUAAAUUUUAUCCUCAAUGGUACCCAGCAAGACAGUCAAUGAGACUCGAUCCCAAGGGAAAAGCCUUGAGGAAUGAGGAGAUCCUGCAAAAGCUUCCAGUUGGCACAACAGCCACCCUCUAUUUCAAAGACUUGGGGCCACAAAUCGGAUGGACAAUGGUGUUUUUGAUCGAAUACGCAGGAUCACUCUUCAUCUACCUCCUGUUUUACCUCCGAAUGCCUUUUGUCUAUGGCCUGGAAAAGAAACUCAUGUCAAGGAGGCUUCCUGUGGUCAACUUGGCAUGCAUCUGCCAUUCUUCCCACUACAUCAAACGAUUGAUUGAAACCAUCUUUGUCCAUCGGUUCUCUCAUGGGACCAUGCCUCUGAAGAGUAUCUUUAAGAAUUGCUUCUUUUACUGGGGAUUUGCUGCUUGGCUUGCUUAUUACAUCAAUCAUCCUCUUUACACGCCUCCUUCCUACGGACAAAAGCAGAUCAAUUUUUCUCUGAUCACCUUUCUGCUAUGUGAAGCUGGAAACUUUUCAAUCCACGUGGAACUCAAUAACCUGAGAGGAAAUGGACCAAAGACCCGUCGCAUCCCCUAUCCAACCAAGAAUCCAUUCACGUGGCUAUUUUUCUUUGUCUCCUGCCCUAACUACACCUAUGAGGUGGGGGCCUGGAUCAGUUUCACCAUCAUGACUCAGUGUGUCCCAGUGGGAUUAUUCACGCUGGUUGGCUUCAUUCAGAUGACAAUCUGGGCAAAGGACAAACAUUGCACUUACGUAAGAGAGUUCAAGGAUUACCCCAGUCUCAGGAUGCCAAUCAUUCCUUUCUUGCUGUAGGAAGCCAGGAGU